Messenger RNA from Diaporthe amygdali, 1035 nucleotides. Its product is annotated as rRNA O-methyltransferase fibrillarin. The transcript is spliced from 6 exons. Lineage: Eukaryota; Fungi; Ascomycota; Sordariomycetes; Diaporthales; Diaporthaceae. The record is from RefSeq and is a predicted model, not a curated record. Gene Ontology annotation, biological process: box C/D sno(s)RNA 3'-end processing; rRNA methylation. The coding region runs from base 1 to 1035 and encodes 344 amino acids. Gene Ontology annotation, cellular component: nucleolus; small-subunit processome; box C/D methylation guide snoRNP complex. Gene Ontology annotation, molecular function: RNA binding; rRNA methyltransferase activity; histone H2AQ104 methyltransferase activity.
AUGGGUUUCGCCCCUAGAGGACGUGGUGGUGGUGGUGACCGCGGGGGUCGUGGAGGCGGCUUCCGUGGAGGCGGUGAUCGCGGCCGCGGUGGUGGCAGAGGAGGUGGUGGCUUCCGAGGUGGUCGUGGUGGUGCUGGUGACCGUGGCGGUCGUGGAGGCCGUGGCCGCGGUGCUCCACGUGGUGGUGCUCGGGGUGGCCGCGGCGGUGCAGCUGGCGGUCCCAAGGGCGGAAAGAAGAUGAUUGUGGAACCCCACAGGCACAAGGGUGUCUUUGUCGUUCGCGGCGGCAAGGAAGAUCUGCUGGCAACCGCCAACCUCACCCCCGGCGAGUCCGUCUACAACGAGAAGCGUGUUGCGAUUGAGAACGCCAAGAGCGAGGAUGGUACGGCAACCAAGACCGAAUACCGUGUCUGGAACCCUUUCCGAUCGAAGCUGGCUGCCGGUAUCCUGGGUGGUCUCGAGUCCAUCUACAUCAAGCCUGGCUCCAAGGCCUUGUACCUCGGUGCCGCCUCUGGAACUUCCGUCUCCCACGUUGCCGACAUCGUUGGACCUACUGGAACUGUCUACGCCGUUGAGUUCUCUCACCGUUCUGGCCGUGACCUGAUCAACAUGGCUACCCGCCGCACAAACGUCGUCCCCAUUGUCGAGGAUGCUCGUCAACCCCUGAAGUACCGGAUGCUCGUCGACAUGGUCGACUUCAUCUUUGCCGAUGUUGCUCAACCUGACCAAGCCCGUAUCGUCGCCUUGAACGCUAAGCUCUUCCUGAAGCAAGGUGGCGGCAUGCUCAUCUCCAUCAAGGCAAACUGCAUCGACUCUACCGCACCACCGGAGCAAGUUUUCGCCCAGGAGGUUGAGAAGCUGAGGCAGGAGAAGUUCUUCCCCAAGGAACAGCUCACUCUGGAACCCUACGAAAGAGAUCACGCCAUGGUUUCGGCAGUCUACAGGCAGAAGGAGUUUGUGCCCGUCUCAUCGCUCGAUGUUGAUAUGUGCUCCAACAACUCGACGCUGCGGCCUCAAAAUCUUGUCCAGCCGUGA